Messenger RNA from Schistosoma turkestanicum, 602 nucleotides. The record is from the annotation of a GenBank genome assembly. NCBI's taxonomy places the organism in Eukaryota, Metazoa, Platyhelminthes, Trematoda, Strigeidida, Schistosomatidae.
GCUACAUGGGUCAUUAUGUCCUGGCCUUAGCUACCACCGUGUGAUUCGGUUUCAAUGCAUAAUGGAUGAUUUCCAGACAUCUGAGGAGACAACGUUUGUUCAAGAUGAAGUUAAAAACAUAGUUAAAGAGAGCAUAGAGAGCAUCAUUGGUUCAAGCUCAUAUUCACACAAUAAAGUACAACAGUGGACUUCGUCUGUGAUUGAACAAUGCCUCAGUCACUUGACUAAACUUGGGAAACCAUUUAAAUACAUCGUCACUUGUGUAAUCAUGCAGAAAAAUGGAGCCGGACUACAUACUGCAAGUUCGUGUUACUGGGAUAGUUCUACUGACGGGAGUUGUACAGUAAAAUGGGAAAACAAGUCGAUGUAUUUUAUUGUUACAGUGUUUGGCUUGGCUAUAUAAUCGUUGUCGACCAAUCAAGUAAUAUUUAAACAAUUAGAUUGGAUGAAGACCGUCUACACUAAACAACUAACAAGCAUUCAUUUUUUGAGUUUUAACUUGGUGUCUGAGCUUUUAAAUUUCUUCGGUGAUACAAUUCGUAUUUAUGCAUUCUCAUAGCUGGACUGAAUUGUUGUGCUGAAUAAACAGAUUAUGUAUCAUG